AUGCAGGUUGAUCGACGGAACUCCCGAGGCCCGACAAUGUUGUGGUACGCUGUUGCUAGGCGUGACUACAAGAAAAUGUUAUUCUUUCUGAGAUGUGGCGCAGACGCGACUGUGCCAGACAGUGAGGGAACCACGCCCUUUCAUGUUGCUUUGAUCAAAGGCGACACAUUGACGGCGAGAAUUUUACUGGAUUCCGUGCCAGCCACCAAGGUAUCCAGUAUACUUCACAAUGGCCGGCUUAAUUUGGAUCAAUUGCUUCUUGACCAUGCCCAGUUCCCUGACAGUACGGAAGCCAUGAACUUCCUCCUGGACUUGGGUGCCAAUAUGAACACCGUCAACUCGAAUCACGAAACAACGUUGAUGCUAGCCACACGCUGCGGAGACCUCAGGGCCAUGGAAGCGCUGCUCCGUCGAGGGAACAUCGAUAUUUAUAAGAAAGAUCGAUAUGGAAGUACAGCAUUGCACAUUGCUGUCAAAGGAGAUCAAUCAACGACAGUGGACCUGCUUUUAUCAUGCCAACAAUUUGACGUCAAUUGUCAGGACAGCCGAGGCAACACUCCUUUCUGGCUGUCUAUGCCCCUGGGGCGCGACGAUAUCAGCGAACGUUUUCUGAAAGACAGCAGAGUGGAUGUCAAUGUCAACGGCUGUGUGGUCAAUUCGCGAUGGCGAACAACAGGACUGUAUAUUGCCUCCUUUUGCAGCAAUCCCCGAAUGGUCUCCUCUAUACUCGCAUCGACAGGCGCGACUCGAGUGGAUCCCAACAUCCUCGGCGACGGAAGACACAGCCCUCUUGGAGCUGCUGCGUAUCAAAGAAUCCAUGAAUUGGUCGCACUUCUGCUGAAGGCAGACGGUAUUCGAGUCAAUGCAGCUGACGAAGGCGAAGAUGAUCCUCAUUGGCUUGCAAUCCAGACUCGCUCAACUUCUGUCAUUGAACUGUUCUUGAGGGACAGUCGACUCAAUGUGAAUUGCCAAAACAACAUAAAGGGGGAUACAUAUCUCCUUGCUGCGGCUCGUGACGGCAAUACUGCCCUGGUAAACAGGGUGCUGGAAAUUAAGGGCGUUGGGCUCGACGCAAGAAACAAAAGGGGCGAAUGUGCUCUAUCAGUGUCUUGUCUGCAGCGUCACCACCGUAUUUUCCAGAUGCUACUUGAUAGAGAUGCAAAGUAG
Messenger RNA from Penicillium verhagenii, 1167 nucleotides. Its product is annotated as ankyrin repeat domain-containing protein. The coding region runs from base 1 to 1167 and encodes 388 amino acids. Gene Ontology annotation, molecular function: protein binding. The transcript has a single exon. The record is from RefSeq and is a predicted model, not a curated record. NCBI's taxonomy places the organism in Eukaryota, Fungi, Ascomycota, Eurotiomycetes, Eurotiales, Aspergillaceae.